GGGCGAGGUAAAGAAAAGGGGGAAUUUGCUGUGGACCCUGAAAGCUGGAGUGAGGAUCCUGGAGGUGUAACUCUAGGGUGGAUGGGCUGUGUGCGUCUGUAUUCACGUGUUUAUAGAAAAUGCAAGAAAUGGCUGAGAAACUCUGAAAGGCUGGGGUGAAAAUAAAUGCCUCGUACCAUUUGGACGACUGGGCUUCGAUGUGGAAUACUGGGAAGUAUGGUUUGCUGUUCAGAUUAGACAAUCAUUUAGUGGGAGAAAUGAUUCCAAUCAAUGAAUCAAAAUUGCAGGCCCCAAAUAAGUCAGACACAGGCGUUCUUUUACACUAGAAGAUGUUAAGACCAAGGAACUUCUGAAACGCUGCUGAGGACCAUCAUCCUUAGUACACAGGAUGGAAAGUUGAUGUCCAGUAAGACUGAAGAUCUAUUCUGCGUUACGGAGCUGUGGAUUACCUGUGGGUCCCUGGUGAUUUCACGCCUUCAUUCACUCCUGCAGUCCCUGAACAUUUACUUGGGGGUCCUCAUUGCCCUGUCUGGUGAGAGAUGGCCUCCAGCCUGACUUGUACGGGAGUAAUUUGGGCUUUGCUCUCUUUUCUUUGUGCUGCCACCUCCUGCGUGGGGUUCUUUAUGCCUUACUGGCUCUGGGGAUCACAGCUGGGCAAGCCUGUGUCCUUCGGUACCUUCCGGAGGUGCUCCUAUCCUGUGCAUGAUGAGAGUCGGCAGAUGAUGGUGAUGGUGGAGGAAUGUGGGCGCUAUGCCUCCUUCCAGGGCAUCCCCAGCGCAGAGUGGAGGAUCUGCACCAUUGUGACCGGCCUGGGUUGUGGCCUCCUCCUCCUGGUGGCGCUCACAGCCCUCAUGGGUUGCUGCGUUUCUGAGCUCAUCUCCAGGACCGUGGGAAGAGUGGCUGGAGGAAUUCAGUUUCUUGGGGGCUUAUUGAUUGGUGCUGGCUGUGCCCUCUACCCCUUGGGCUGGGACAGUGAGGAAGUCCGACAGACUUGUGGCUACAUUUCUGGCCAGUUUGACCUGGGGAAGUGUGAAAUCGGCUGGGCCUACUACUGCACUGGAGCAGGUGCCACUGCCGCCAUGCUGCUGUGCACAUGGCUGGCUUGCUUCUCAGGCAAGAAGCAGAAGCAGUACCCAUACUGAGAUGGAACCGCCAAGAGCAGACAGAGGAGAAGACGGGCCAAAGGGGCUUGGAGAGGUCAAACAUUCAGCUACCUUCAAAAGGCUGGAUAGGAACUCUGAUCCAACACAAUGCUAGUAACACGAAACCCGAUAAAAUCAGGAACAUGAUAUAGGAGGGAAGGGGUAUAGGAGAUUAGUGAAAAAACAAAGUGUAGAAUGAUGGAGACAAAUGGACCAAAGGCUAAAAAUACUGCAGGGCAUCGGGUGUUUCCAUUCCACACGGUAUUAUUAAUGUAACACACACACACACACACACACAUACACACAGCAAAUCUAUAUAUGCAAACAAGGGUUUUGUUUUUGUUUUUGUUUUUUUAAGGUGAGGACUCAAAAUCAAAAGGGCUCAAAGAAACAGUGUUAUGUUGGGAAGCAGGGUACCCCCAAAGAUGUCCCCUGUAGGUCACGGCACUCCUGAAAGCACACAAGCACAUUAUAGACGUAUGCAUCCCCACACACGCCCGUGCACAAACAAUGUGGCUUGUCGCACAGACUGUACGGGAGGCAUAGUGGUGCAUUACUCCUCUGUUUUCUUUUUAAUAUGCAUUUAAAAUACAGUAUUAUCACUUUAUAAAGCAUACAUUAAACCUAAUAAGUGGACCGAUAAGCCAAACUAUCAGUAUUUUGUAUAUCCUGCAUAAACUCUAAUUUAGUUCCUCAACCUGUUUUCAGUGUUUAUGCGGAAAUUUAGAGUUAAGCUUUUGUAUUUCAAUGUUAUUCAACUAUCUGCAGUAUUUCUCUGAGUAGCUUCUGCUAUGAUAUUCUUAUGAAGUAAAGGGGCAACUUUCUGUCCACAGUAGGAGAGAAUUCAGCCGAAGAUAUGAGAGUGAUGAGAGACAUUUUUCAGUCAUUGGAUCAUGUUUUCUUUUGUCCAUUAUUGUACUGUGCUGUACCACAUUUAUUUCUAUAUUCAUUUUGUAAAAAAUUUUAAAGUGCUAUUUUGUUUGUAUUUGGAAAUCUCUGUGAAUAAAUUCUCUCUUUGAUCAAUA
This is a messenger RNA of Callithrix jacchus (white-tufted-ear marmoset), 2167 nucleotides long. RefSeq names its product LHFPL tetraspan subfamily member 6 (gene LHFPL6). The record is from RefSeq and is a predicted model, not a curated record. Gene Ontology annotation, cellular component: membrane. Lineage: Eukaryota; Metazoa; Chordata; Mammalia; Primates; Cebidae.